This is a messenger RNA of Cydia splendana, 1977 nucleotides long. Its product is annotated as intraflagellar transport protein 74 homolog. Gene Ontology annotation, biological process: cilium assembly; intraciliary transport involved in cilium assembly. Gene Ontology annotation, cellular component: centrosome; cilium; intraciliary transport particle B. The transcript is spliced from 10 exons. The record is from RefSeq and is a predicted model, not a curated record. Gene Ontology annotation, molecular function: beta-tubulin binding. Bases 47 to 1864 code for a protein of 605 amino acids. NCBI's taxonomy places the organism in Eukaryota, Metazoa, Arthropoda, Insecta, Lepidoptera, Tortricidae.
AGAACGUUACCGUAAAAAACAGCGUUCGCUAAUAGUUUUGGUCAAUAUGGAUUUUUCUGACGGCAGUGGAGUGGACAGCGCGGUUCGGAGAGAACGGCCCGUGUCCAGACGGGGAUUUAGAGAAUAUAGUAAUAGUAGUUCUGCUGUGUCAAGGAGUGGCAGCAUGCGUCCAGCCUCAGCAUACCGCGGCGGCACAGCCUCUCGCCUAUCCACGGCUGCACUCGGUCCGGCCCCGCCGACAGCUGGCCGACAGUCCACGGCUAUGACUGGUUUUUCAAUGAUUGACCGGCCGAUAACCCAGCAAGGCAUCUCUGGUCUCCGCACGGGCACAGCCCGCGGGUUCCGAACCCGGCAACUCCAGGACAAACGUUAUUGGGAAGAGCUGAUGCAAGUCAAAGUGAGAGAGAUGAAGGCUGAGAUCGCAAGGCUGAGCGAGCAAGCUGAUGCUGGGGAGAGAGAAAGGUCGGCGAAGAAGCAUUAUGAGAAGAGGGUUAAGGAUUUAGCUCAAGAAUUAACUGAUCUACAAGGUCGCCUCUCAGAUUACAACACUGCCAUCCGCAUAGCGAACGGCGAAGCCUCGAAGCACUCAGUGGAAGAGCAGACCAGGGAGCUGGAGCUGAGCAAUAAGAAGCUACAAGAGGAGGUGGAACAGGUGUUCUUGGAGAAGCAGAGGAAGGAGAACCAGCUGAGGCAGCUGAGGGAACAGAUGGAGAAGGAGCAAACAACAAUAUCAAAAUUAUUAUCAGAAAUGACUCCCGAGCAGAAGGAUCAGUACAACGAGCUGGAAGCCACGGCUGCAGCUUUGAGAGAGGAAGUUGAACAGUCCAGGACUCGGAUUGAUCUGUUGACUAAGGAAAAGGAUCAGUUUAGCAAGGAGAUUUCAGGAUCUCAGAUAAAACUUCAUUUACUUGAGCUACACCGACGAUUGGCAACCGCUGAAGAGAAGCGUGACAACCUAAAGAAUGAAAUGAACAACCGCUUAGACCCACAAGAGGAAAGAGAAAAGCUUCUGCAACAGGUGAGAGAAGACAACGCAUCAAUCCAAUCGCUGGACAGCAACGCUGCCAGCCUGAAAGAACAGAUACGGAAGGUUCAAGAACUGAUCGAUGAGGCAGAACAGGACUUAGAGGAAGGUAACUCUGAGCGUCACCAAAAAUACAGAGAACUCAAGAAACGAGAGGAAACCAUGGACAAUUUCAUGUCAACUUACGAAGAAAACCUCAAAAAGGAACAAGACCGCAUCGAACAGCUGGAAAAAGACAUAGUUUUUGCUUUAGAACACAGCAGUUCUAAUAUUGACAUGGAUUUGAGUGAGCUGGACUCUUUGAAGCAGAAGGAGGGGUAUACCUCGGUGUACGAUGAGGGAAAGAAAUCGAUGGACACUUUGAUGAAGGAUUAUGAGAGGUUCCAGACUAAUUUGAAAAAGAUUGAAUCGACCCGCGAACGUUUAGCAACCGAGCUCCAAACCUUACCAGAGAAAACCCAGGCCAUGCAAGAAGAGCUCGUGACACUAUCGGACCUGGAGAGACUUCGCGACGAAGGCGAGGAACAGAAGAAAGCGUUAGAAACAGAAAUACAGCUGCUCAAAGAGAAGCUAGCGCCCACGGAGAGCGCGGUUACAGAGGCUGCUAGUAAACUAAAGAAAUUGCAGGAAAGCCUUGACGGCAACGAAAUGUACGCCAAACUCAACAAACUCGAAGACCAACUGGCUCAACUGGAAGACCGGAAGAGCGUUCUAGAAGAAGACAUAGCUUCUAUUACGAUGAAGGGAGACUAUGUGCCUAUAAAGAAAAAGGCUUUAGAAGAGCUGGCAGAGUUGAAUAAGAAGAUCAUUGAGGACUUAAAUUCUGGGAAGUCUUAUUAGUUCUGAACGGUGAAAAUGAAUAAAGUGGGCGGGAGCGUAAGUGAAAUUUCACUUACUCUCGCGACCCACUUGCGUUCACUGUAUAGACCCUGAUUUUGGCGCGAAAUGUGAAU